Molecule: messenger RNA, 2088 nt
Organism: Caenorhabditis angaria
Lineage: Eukaryota; Metazoa; Nematoda; Chromadorea; Rhabditida; Rhabditidae
Source: the annotation of a GenBank genome assembly
AUGAAUUACGUAUCAGUUUUCGUAUUUUUUGUAACUCUAAUAUUUGUAUUCGUUUUCGGACAGGAAUUAGAGGAAGAAAAAGAUGUUGAUGAAUUAUUGAGAAAGUUUAAUGAUGAUCAUGUUAGUAAUAUGAAAGAGUGAGUUAGUCUAAGUCAUCAUAAGAUUUCUGAAAUCUGGAAUUGAAUUCAAUUUUUCAAGCGAAUAUUCUCGAAUUGUGUUGGAGGGCAAACAAGAUGAAUUGAUUGUAAAAAUUGGAUUUUUAGCCAUGUAUUUUCGAAUCUUCAGAAAAUUGGUGCCAGUUUCAUAUGACGAUAUUGGGUAACCAUUUUUCUACUUGUACUAAUUUCUUUUGAGACAUUUUGUAGAAUAGAAUAUGUCUAUCAGGAGAACAGUGAAAAUUUUGAUGUGGGGGUCGCUGAAAAUUGCACCGAAUCUUUGGAAACGUGUGUUGAUAAGAUAUUUUCGGAGAUAAAUCAAACACAAUCUUGGAUUUCGACGGAUAAUAUGAUUUUGGAGUGAGUGAUUUUCUCAUGAAAUUUUUUUCUUGGGGACAGUUCUAAUCUUUUAAAAUCAGGGGUCUUGGUUCAAGUGUAAAUUCGGAAAACAUUUCAUUAAAGUUUUUUUACCCCAAAAUUUAAAAACCUUUGAGUUCCUAAAUAAAUUCUGAAAAUAAUCAUUGCUCAGAUUAUAAAAUCAAACAUUUCAAAUAUUCUGUUUUCUCCCCAAAUACCGAUUUUUCCAGCCAGACCCGUCUGAAAAAUGCGAUCAAUAAUCAGCGAUUGAAAAUGGAAGUUUCAGUUUCACAGGUACUAGCCAACCACUUUUCCCCCACAAAUCCCCCUAUUUUUCAGAUGCUUUGCUAUCUUACCAACUCAAAAAUUGCCGCUUUUUCUCAUCUUCCAUACUGUAAUUAUAAGUUAAACAUGGGCUUGACGUUUUUCGGAAAAUCAUUCCUCGAACAAAAUUUUAUUGAUGAAUUUGCUGGUGGACCAUUCGAAUGUGCAAUUGAAAGUUUUUGCCCAGAUCCUUGCUGUAAAAAUCUACCGGAUGCUGUUAGAAUAUCGAAAAAGAUGCAGAAAAAAUGCGCUAGAAAUAAUUGUAAAAAUCCGGAAACUUGUUUGAUGAAAGCUGAGGAAAAUAGUUAUUUAUACAAUCUUCGCUUGAAUAAAUUUAAUAUAACUUGUGGAUGUACAGUACCUGGACAGGUUUAUCGAUCAGAUAUUGGGGAAUGUGUUAAUCAUAAUCAAUGUGCUAUUAAAAAUGUUUGUCGAGAACCUUUCAAAGAAUGUAUGAAUGUUGCUAGUGGUUAUAAAUGUGUAUGUCAACUUGGAUAUAAAAUGGUUGGUUUUUUCUGGGGACUACUUUUGAAUUUCAAAAUUCAUUUUCAUAUUUUUCGAAAAUGCUAUUUUUUUAGGUCGAAAACAAGUGUGUUGCCAUAAGUUUGCAAGGAGGUUUAACCGAAUUUCACGGAUUUUCAUAUAGCGAACCAUUGACAGGGGAAGCUUCGGAAAGCAAAGGAUUAUUUAAGUUUAUAGCGAUAAGUCUGAUUUUUUGGUUUAUUUGAAUGAAAACUGAAAAGGUUAUGUGUCAAAUUUUCGAAAAAUUUUCAUACAGAGCUACAGUAACCUUAAGAGUAAGAGCACAUCGUGGAUUUUUUUGCUAUGAAAAAGUGUUUCAAAAUGUUCGUGCUGACAUGAAAUUUUGUUUUUAGAUGAUCAACAACUAUUUGAAUUGAUACUUUUUUUCCAAAAAAAAAAAUCAAAGAUUGACCUUUAUCAAAAACAAAACAAGUCUACCUAGUACAUUUUGAGUGUGACCAAUUUCUCUGAAAAUGUUUACAAUCAAUCACGAGUAUUUAUUUAUCUUAUCAAAUUUGGAAUUCAAGGUAUCUAUUUAAGUUUCUCUUGAAACCCCCAAUCUUCACAAAAAACAAUGAAAUUCACCCUGGUUUUUCUAGUUGUUCUAUCAUUUUUCAUGCUAGCUUCAACUGCUCCUCAAAUUUCCAAGCAAAAAACCAAUCAAAGUGGUCAUAAGUUGGUGCAAGCAAUUGGCGGAGAUCAAAAAGGUUGGGCUAUUUUGCAAGGAUAA